GUCUCAUCCAUACUCUUACAAAUCAGCCCGGCGUGUGACGUUUUGGGUGCCCUACGCGGGAACGGUACUUCAGGGUGGAAAGGCUUGCACUGGAUCUUUUUGUCCCAGCUGAGACGAUGAUGGCCUCCAAGCUGCUGACGCUGGUGCUGGUGGUCCAGCCCGGGCGGGUCCUGCUGGGCAUGAAGAAGAGGGGCUUCGGGGCCGGCAGGUGGAACGGCUUUGGGGGCAAAGUGCAAGCUGGGGAAACAAUUGAAUGUGCUGCUAGAAGGGAACUCGAAGAAGAAAGCAGCCUCACAGUGGACGCGCUGGAAAAGAUCGGGAAUAUUAAAUUUGAAUUUGUGGGAGAGACGCAGCUGCUGGACGUCCACGUCUUCAGAGCCGACUCCUUCAACGGGGAACCGACGGAGUCGGAGGAAAUGCGGCCUCAGUGGUUCGACUGCGACAAAAUCCCCUUUGAUCAGAUGUGGCCCGAUGACGUCCUGUGGUUCCCUCUGCUGCUGCAGAAGAAGAAAUUUGUGGGGUAUUUUAAAUUUCAGGGUCAGGACGUGAUCCUGAGCCACACUCUGGAGGAGGUGCAGGAGAUCUGAUCCUUUCUCCCAUCAGUCCUGGAACCAGGAACCAGGACACACCCAGUUACUGUUUCUGAUGAGUGAAUGAGAGCAAUGCGGUUACCUGUUGGUCUGUCAUUUACUUGCUGUAUGACUGUUUUCAUUAAUCAAAGCACGUUUUUGUAAAUUCAUUUUUUUUCUUUUAAUGAAUACACGGUGAAAUAGCAACAAACCAAACAAAAAGUUCCCUUUUUUCCCCUCAUUUUUAUUUCAGAAUAACUGAUUCCAUACAUCAUAGCAAGGACAUCUUCAAUUAAAUAUUUACAGUAUGUACAAUUAGAAUGUCUCUGGGCCCUUUUCUGUGUAAACGUGAUGCUUUGGCAAAAACAAAUGUCCCUUACUGUGUGUACAGCAUUGGUUUGUUAAUAAAACUUUCUCAGAACUUGUU
Molecule: messenger RNA, 996 nt
Organism: Cololabis saira (Pacific saury)
Lineage: Eukaryota; Metazoa; Chordata; Actinopteri; Beloniformes; Belonidae
Gene: nudt1
Product: nudix (nucleoside diphosphate linked moiety X)-type motif 1
Exons: 4
Coding region: 117-587 (156 amino acids)
Biological process (GO): DNA protection
Molecular function (GO): 8-oxo-7,8-dihydroguanosine triphosphate pyrophosphatase activity
Source: RefSeq, a predicted model, not a curated record